This is a messenger RNA of Rhopalosiphum padi (bird cherry-oat aphid), 1615 nucleotides long. Its product is annotated as cytadherence high molecular weight protein 2-like. The record is from RefSeq and is a predicted model, not a curated record. The coding region runs from base 167 to 1543 and encodes 458 amino acids. The transcript has 12 exons. NCBI's taxonomy places the organism in Eukaryota, Metazoa, Arthropoda, Insecta, Hemiptera, Aphididae.
UCACUGUGAUAAUAUUAUAAUUAGAACUAUACCACCUAUAUUAAUAAUUAUUUUAAUAUUAAUUAGUACUUUAAUUUCUUUGUGUAAAUAAUUCUAAUAUUUUUUUCAGACGUAGCUUAUUAGUGUAUUUAAAUAACUGUGUAUAUAGUUACAUUGGAACCAUAUCAUGUGUGAAGAUGAAUGGUCAGAUAUUGAAAGACGAUUUGAAAAAGAAGGUAUUGACUAUAGUCGUCUGAAGACUGAAGAGAAAUUGAUUCAUGUUUGGAGAUGGUUAGUUGAUGCUGAUAUCAAUUUACAGAACGCAAGGAAAAUGAUUGAAAAACUUCGUUUAAAGCAAAAUGAAGAAUUGGAGGAUAUGGAAAAUUACAUGGUUCAUGUACGAGUACUUGCAGAUAAACGAAUUGAUGAUAUGGAAAAAACAAUGUCCAUUUUUGCAGAGCAAGUCGCACGGCUUGAAUGUGAAUUAAAUAGUUUAGAAUUGAUAGAUGGUGAUAAUGUUUGUGACAAGGUUUCAAAUUUGAUUCUUGGUUAUACAUCUCUUGUAAAUGAAGUAAAUGUAUUAAAAAAAUUUAGAAGUUUUGAUGCAAAUGGAAUAUGUAAAGAAUCUGAUGAUGUUUUAAUAAUUGAAAUGAUUAAAAUUUCUGCUGAAAAAGAAUCUUUAAAACGACAAGUUAAAGAAUUGGAAGAUCGAAUAAAUGUCUAUGAAAUGGCUAAAACAGAAUAUAAUACUCAACUGAUAUCUAUGGAGCUAUCAGAAAGUUCAAACAAAAUUGAUGGGAAAGAUUCUUUAUUGGAUAAUUCAAUAUCUUGGAACAGAAAUAUAACAAAUGAUGAUACAUCAAGUAUAAGCAUUCAAUUAUUUAGUGAUAGAACCAAGUCAGCUAAUAAUUUUUGUACUGAUUUUAACCAAGAAGAAAAGAGUGAUAAUCAAAAACAAAAUAUUAAUGAAAUAACAAGAACUUUUGGCCCAGAAUCAACACCACCAAGUCUUUUAUCUAGUGAAUUAGCGACUCCGCGACAAAUUUCUAUUUUAACAGAUGGGAUGUUGAAUAGCCAAUCAGAUGAACUAAAAAAAAUUAAAGCGGACUUGGAUGUGCAUAAAACUUUGGUGUCAUCUCUUGGAGAAAAAUAUAAUGCUCUGGCACUUAAACAUUUACAGUACAAAUCAAAAAGGAAAAUGCAAAUCGAAGCUUUAAAGGGUAAUUUAGAAGCUAGUCAGUGUCAAAUGGAGUCACUUAAGACACAAUUAAGUAUACAAAAACGCAGAUUAAAGACAGAAGAAGAGUUUCGCAAACAAGUAGAAACAGAUUAUAGAUUAUUACAAGAAGAAAAACGAAAUAUCGAUUUUCGAAUUGCAAUGUCAGAAAAUGAGUUACGAAAUAUGGCAAGACAUCUUAGUGUAUUACAUAAAAAAGUGGCUAUGUUAGAGAGUGCUAAUGCUGAUUUACUGUCAAAACAUUUACAACUAGUUUAUAAAAAUUCGCAUAUACCAAAAAGCACUACAUGUGAUUGCAUUUUAACUGCUAUGUCCGAUGACAAAUAAAACUAAAUGAAGAUAGCAUUUUCAUCUUAAAAUAAUUCUUUAAAUUUUUAAAUUUUUUGCAAGAAAUACAAA